This is a messenger RNA of Caenorhabditis angaria, 1386 nucleotides long. Lineage: Eukaryota; Metazoa; Nematoda; Chromadorea; Rhabditida; Rhabditidae. The record is from the annotation of a GenBank genome assembly.
AUGCCGACUCCAACAUCCCUCCUUCUAAUUUUCCUCAUCUCAACAAUCUCCUGUUUCCCAUCACAUCAAGGCUACGAAUCCAAAUACGGCUCAAAUCACAAAUCCUCCGAACACGGCGAUUUCCUCGGCGAACAUCAAGGAUACGGCAGUCAUUAUGAUGAGCAAGCCAAAAAAUCCGAUGAUGGAGCAAAUGGAUAUUACGAGGGAAAAUAUGGAGAAUCGGGAAAGAAAGUGGGAAAAGAGGAAUAUACAGCGGGUGAUGAAAAUGGACACAAAGAUGAGGAACAUGAAAAAAGUGCAAGGAAGUAUGGAGAUGGAUUCGGGUUCAAGAAAUUCUCGUAUUUCUCAAGUGGAAGUGGACCAGCUGGAAGUUAUCAGAAAGGGUAUUAUGGACAUGAGGAUUAUGAGCAUGAUGAUAAGAAGACCAAAUAUUCAAUGAAUGCGGAAGAUGAUGGAUUUAAGAAGGGGUAUAAUGGAGAUGGUAAAUAUUAUGAUGAUCAAUAUAAUAAUUAUGAUAAGGUGAGAGAGAGUUUGGGGCUGGAAAAUUGGAAAAAUGUUGGGCGGCGAGUGGGGUCGAACCUUCGUCUUGCAAACAGUGGGCACAAUUGUAUACCACUCGACCACACGGUUUUUGCAUAUAUUUGGUUUUCUGGGCCAUUUUCCCGAAUUUUUUGAGACCUGAAAUCUUGAUGAAAUUUUUUAGGGGUUGGACUGAAAACGACGAUUCAACGCAAAAUUGAGAGAUUUAGAGAAAAAUAUUUUUGAUCUACCAGAAAAUUUCUUGAAGAGAGAUUUUGGGUAGUAAAUUACAACACCCUGUGGUGAAAAAACCCACGUGGAUUUUUUUUUCAGAAAAUAUUUUAUAUUCUUGUACUAUAUAUUUUUGUAGUUAUUAUCAAUACAUAUAUUUUUCGGAUUUUUCCAAAUUUUGAAACCUAAAAAAUCCGGGUCAAAACUCACAGGGGGACUGGGAUCCCCGUAAUGAAAUUCCUGGAGAUCUAACAAGGCUUCCAGUUAGGUUUCAGAAUGCCACGUAGAUCUCACUGAAGAAAAUUCAAACUUUUCAAAAAUUAUACUUUUUUUGGAAUCCCAAGUUUCAGAAAUUCCAAAUUCUGGGAUUAUUCUGAUUGUCAUAGUUGAUUCUGAAGAUCCACUGAAGUCUCUGGAUUAAAAGCGGGCUAAUUUUUUUUUCUGUGAUCCCAGAAGUUCCCUACAGAAGCCUUAUCUCCCAAAAAAAUAUUCCAGGAAUCCGACGCGCACAAAAAACACCACUCCGAUUACGAUCGCGCCAACCAUGGCGCCAAAUACGGCGGCGCUUCGAAAAAAUCGCAUUCCGAAGGUUGGAGAAACGAAAAAGAUGAGUACGACUCGAAAUAUGGACACUAA